This is a messenger RNA of Pochonia chlamydosporia 170, 357 nucleotides long. RefSeq lists its product as hypothetical. Bases 1 to 357 code for a protein of 118 amino acids. NCBI's taxonomy places the organism in Eukaryota, Fungi, Ascomycota, Sordariomycetes, Hypocreales, Clavicipitaceae. The transcript is spliced from 3 exons. The record is from RefSeq and is a predicted model, not a curated record.
AUGGACAAACUUAAGAGCUUUGACAAGAGAUUCUUUCUCCGAGUAGGCUCCGCCUUGCUUGCUUUCACUGCCAUGAUAAGUGCUUUCAGCGCAAUAGCCAAGAAAGACUGGGGUCUGGCGUUGGGUUUGGGGGUCGUCGGUUUCCUUGGACUAGCUGAGAACUUAAUUGUGGCCUUCCUGCGGAAAAGAGGUAUUGGCAGCACCAAUAAUCGUUUGCAUGCUGCACUUGACAUUGCCGUCACCGUGCUCUGGGCCAUCUUGCCUUUUGGACUGGUGAUUUUCUGGCAGUCCCAACUGAAGAACGGUAAGGCCGACAGGGCCAACGAGGGCUCUGUCCUUAGACUGAUUGUUUGCUAA